UUUUCCAGCGAUUCACACACCCAAUUGGACAAACACCAUGGAACCCAUCUAUCCAGCUGCACCCUUGGAGGCGCCCAAGGGAUCCGCCGAGCUGCAGUCGGCCCCUGAGCAACAGCACCUUCUGCCACCGGCUCCACCCAGUUACGACCAGGCCACGACCACUCCGGCCGAAACCACGGGACCAGCUCCAGCUCCAGCGACCACCUCCACCACACAGCACACGGUCGUCGUGGUGCCCGGUUCGCCCUACGGACCGGAGCCCAUGGACGUGCAGUGCCCGUACUGCCAUAAUUACGCCCGGACACGGGUCUCCUUCAAGCCCAACUCGCGCACCCAUCUGAUAGCCUUGAUAUUGUGCCUGUUCCAGUUGUACUGCUGUGUGUGUCUGCCGUACUGCAUUUCCAGUUGCAUGAGCACCAAUCACUACUGUGGCAUGUGCGAUCGUUAUUUGGGCACCUACGAUCGCAAAUGAGCAACCAAAAAGUUUCGGGGGCGACC
Drosophila mauritiana is the source of this 498-nucleotide messenger RNA. Its product is annotated as lipopolysaccharide-induced tumor necrosis factor-alpha factor homolog. Lineage: Eukaryota; Metazoa; Arthropoda; Insecta; Diptera; Drosophilidae. Gene Ontology annotation, molecular function: zinc ion binding. The transcript is spliced from 2 exons. The record is from RefSeq and is a predicted model, not a curated record. The coding region runs from base 38 to 472 and encodes 144 amino acids.